AUGGCUUUCAAUCAAGAACUAGAAGCUAUAACCCAAGCUUUCUCAGGGCAUGGAGUGGAUGAGAAAUCAUUGGUAACAAUUCUGGGAAAGUGGGAUCCUACUGAGAGAGAAGGUUUCAGGAAGAAGACACCACAUUUGUUCACAGAGGAUCAUCAACGCCACUUUCAGAGGUGGGAUGAUCACUCUGUUCAUCUUCUCAAGCAUGAGUUUGUGCGUUUUAAGAAUGCUGUGGUGCUGUGGUCCAUGCACCCUUGGGAAAGAGAUGCCCGUUUAGUAAAAGAGGCCCUAAAGAAGGGCCAAAAUGCAUAUGGAAUUCUCAUUGAGGUUGCAUGCACCAGAUCCUCAGAAGAGCUAUUAGGAGCUAGGAAAGCCUAUCACUCCCUCUUUGAUCACUCCAUUGAAGAAGAUGUUGCCUCUCACAUCCAUGGCAUUGAAAGAAAGCUAUUGAUUGCCUUAUUAAGUGCCUAUAGAUAUGAAGGAUCAGUGGUCAAAGAUGCCAGUGCAAAAUCAGAGGCCAAAGUCCUCUACAAUGCCAUCAAGAAUGCUCAUAAGAAGCCUAUUAAUGAGGAUGAUGAAGUAAUAGGGAUAUUGGCAACAAGAAGCAAGUUACAUCUCCAAGCAGUUUAUAAGCACUACAAAGAGAUAUCUAGCAAGAACCUUGAUGAGGAUCUUGAUGAUUUAAGAUUUAAAGAGACUGUGCAAUGUCUCUGUAUCCCACAAAUAUAUUUCAGCAAGGUUUUGAAUGCAGCAUUGAGAAUUGAUGUGGAUAAGAAUAAUAAGAAAUCUCUGACUCGUGUCAUUGUUACUAGAGCUGACAUUGAUAUAAAGGAAAUAAAAGCAGAGUACCAAAACCUAUAUGGAGUUUCUUUACCCGAGAAAGUUGAGGAGAUUGCUAGAGGAAGCUAUAAGGAUUUCUUGUUAAAUUUGAUUGUUAGAGGAUGCUGA
Messenger RNA from Sphenostylis stenocarpa, 945 nucleotides. The record is from the annotation of a GenBank genome assembly. Lineage: Eukaryota; Viridiplantae; Streptophyta; Magnoliopsida; Fabales; Fabaceae.